GCCCGUGAAGCACGAUGCCUGACGCGAUGCCGCUGCCCGGGGUCGGGGAGGAGCUGAAGCAGGCCAAGGAGAUUGAGGACGCCGAGAAGUACUCCUUCAUGGCCACCGUCACCAAGGCGCCCAAGAAGCAAAUCCAGUUUGCUGAUGACAUGCAGGAGUUCUCCAAAUUCCCCACCAAGACUGGUCGAAGAUCUUUGUCUCGCUCCAUCUCUCAGUCCUCCACUGACAGCUACAGUUCGGCUGCGUCCUAUACAGAUAGCUCUGAUGAUGAGGUUUCCCCCCGAGAGAAGCAGCAAACCAACUCCAAGGGCAGCAGCAAUUUCUGCGUGAAGAACAUCAAGCAGGCAGAAUUUGGACGCCGGGAGAUUGAGAUUGCAGAGCAAGACAUGUCUGCUCUGAUUUCACUCAGGAAACGUGCUCAGGGGGAGAAGCCCUUGGCUGGUGCUAAAAUAGUGGGCUGUACACACAUCACAGCCCAGACAGCGGUGUUGAUCGAGACUCUCUGCGCCCUGGGGGCUCAGUGCCGCUGGUCUGCAUGCAACAUCUACUCCACUCAGAAUGAAGUGGCUGCAGCACUGGCCGAAGCUGGAGUCGCAGUGUUCGCGUGGAAGGGCGAGUCGGAAGAUGACUUCUGGUGGUGCAUUGACCGCUGUGUGAACAUGGAUGGGUGGCAAGCCAACAUGAUCCUGGAUGAUGGGGGAGACUUAACCCACUGGGUUUAUAAGAAGUAUCCAAACGUGUUUAAGAAGAUCCGAGGCAUUGUGGAAGAGAGCGUGACUGGUGUUCACAGGCUGUAUCAGCUCUCCAAAGCUGGGAAGCUCUGUGUUCCAGCCAUGAACGUCAAUGAUUCUGUUACCAAACAGAAGUUUGACAACUUGUACUGCUGCCGAGAAUCCAUCUUGGAUGGCCUGAAGAGGACCACAGAUGUGAUGUUUGGUGGGAAACAAGUGGUGGUGUGUGGCUAUGGUGAGGUGGGAAAGGGCUGCUGUGCUGCUCUCAAGGCCCUCGGAGCAAUCGUCUACAUCACAGAAAUCGACCCCAUCUGCGCCCUGCAGGCCUGCAUGGAUGGGUUCAGGGUGGUGAAGCUAAAUGAAGUCAUCCGGCAAGUCGAUGUUGUGAUAACUUGCACAGGGAAUAAGAAUGUAGUGACACGGGAGCAUCUGGACCGCAUGAAAAACAGUUGUAUCGUAUGCAAUAUGGGCCACUCCAAUACGGAAAUCGAUGUGACCAGCCUCCGCACUCCGGAGCUGACGUGGGAACGAGUCCGUUCGCAGGUGGACCAUGUCAUCUGGCCAGAUGGCAAGCGCGUCGUCCUCCUAGCAGAGGGUCGUCUGCUCAAUCUGAGCUGCUCCACAGUUCCCACCUUUGUUCUGUCCAUCACAGCAACCACACAGGCUUUGGCACUGAUAGAACUCUAUAAUGCACCAGAGGGACGAUACAAACAAGACGUAUAUUUGCUUCCUAAGAAAAUGGAUGAGUACGUUGCCAGCUUGCACCUGCCAUCAUUUGAUGCCCACCUGACAGAGCUGACAGAUGACCAAGCAAAAUAUCUGGGACUCAACAAAAAUGGGCCGUUCAAACCCAAUUAUUACAGAUACUAAUGGACCACAUUGCCAGGGACCAGUCCACAUGAACCACACAACUCUAAAAGAAAUAUUUUUUAAGAUAACUUUUAUUUUCUUCUUAUUCUUUUCCUCUUGAUUUUUUUUUCUAUAAUUUCAUUCUUGUUUUUUCAUCUCAUUAUCUAAGUUCUGCAGACCACACAGGAACUUGCCUCAUGGCUCUUUAGAUGAAACAGAUUCAAGGUUUCUCACCCUAGUCACUAAAGAAGGAUUCUCUUCCAGCCCAGAAAGGUGAUUCUUUCUUUACCAUUUCUGGGGACUUUAGUCUUAAGUGGGUACCUUAUUAACAGGAAAUGCUAAGGUACCUUCUAUGUGGAACAAUCUGCAAUGUCUAAAUUGCCUUAAAAGAGCCCAUUUCCUAGCUGCUGAAAUCAGUGCUCUUUGAUUUCUUCAGAGGAGCAGGGAUAGUACCUACCAGCCAGGUAGGUUAGAUGUAGGUGGUGCAUGUUAAUUCCCCCUCGAUGUUCCAAGCCCUGUUUCCUGUGUGAAGAUGGUUUGUCUGGUUCAGAGAUGUGUACUAGUGAGUGUUGCUUGUUAAGAUCCGGUAGGGUUUAGUACAGUUCUUCUUCCACUCCACCCAGACCUUCUCUUUUUUCAGGUUUUUAACCAGAUUGCACUCUAUUAAGUUGAAUUUGGCUCCUAGCAUUUAUAUCUGUUAUAUUAAAAAAAAAAAAAGUUAAAAGUUAAUACUGAGAAACUGCUGCUCAAGUGGCUAGUUAUCAGUUUCUCUUUCAGACCGUCAGAGCUAAGAGUGCAGACUUGAGUCUAGAGAAAUGCUGGUCUCAAACUCCGAUGAAUCUGUCUAUUUCUAGCCCACAGUUUGUAGCUUCAGUGAACUGGGGCCAUGGCAGCAAAUUCUAUCGGCUCUGCCCCAUACAGCUUGUGCCGAAGGCAAAUUUCUUGAGCCAUUAUUCAGUACAAAGCACUGAGCUCUGUCUUUAGGAUUUAUCCUUUAAGAGCAGAUUUCUGGUCAGCUAUGCUUCUGCAACCUAAAAUCCUUAAAGGGAGGUAGAUGUGGAUAGGAAGAGGAAGGAUACAUCGGGCCACGGUGAGGGAAAUCUAACUUCAUAUAACUUGCUGGAACUUUAGACCCCGCAUAACAUUAGUUUUUGCAGAAGUGGUACCACUUUUGAUCGACACAUGUCACAAAAAGUUCCUGAACAGAGAUCUUAAAGGGCAGUUUUUGCAUAGAGAAAGUGAUCAGUACGUCCCAGCUCACUCUCUGAAAGAAUUCCCCAGCUAGGCUCUCGCAGAGAUCAGAGAGCUGUGUUCCCCACGCCAUGCACCCUGCUUACCAGCAUUUCUGCAUGGUCACAUGAGCUCUACGCUCAUGAGCUUUAAGUAUAUAAUUAUCCAGGAUUCUGAAUCCUCAACUUGUUCUAGCUUGUGAUCCUUCAAAAUUGGGUCAGGCAUUAUUGCUAGGUACUAGAAAUUUUGCAUUUCUCUAUUGCCAUUGAUCAGAGAGACAGACAUUAAAACAGGAAUAUAAGAAAGGAAAGCUUUCACCCUGCAACUCCCUAGCAGGGACUAUGAUCUUGCCAAAACUUCUCCCCUUUCCCUUCCUGUUUCUCCCUACCCAGCCCUUUCCCACUCCUUGCCAGUGUGACCUUGCUUGCUUCUCUAUAGAUGCUAAUGGUUCAAGCCCUUUUGCCCAGGGCAUGUGACCAGCCAAUCAGAACACCACUUCCUCUAGGGGAGGUAGCCUGGCCAACAGUGGUAUCCAUCGCGUCAGCUAUGCUGGAGGAAAGGGGCCCAGGUCCUGCUGCCCUCUGGCCUGCCCCCUGCUCCCAUAUCUAUUACUGUGUCCAUAGGAAUAAUAGGUAAGGGCUCCGUCUCUGUCAAGCCAUGUAACAAAGGACACUGUGGAGAAAUGUCUGGCAUCAGAGGGAGCAUGUGGAGAGCAACUUGGGGGGAACAAGUUUAUUUUGUAUUGAACGAUUUUUAAUGAAUGCAAUAUUAAUCCUUGCAGAUGAGCAAUAAUCAUUAAAGUCAAAAUGAUAAGACCUUA
Pteropus alecto (black flying fox) is the source of this 3630-nucleotide messenger RNA. It is a transcript of the gene AHCYL1, whose product is annotated as adenosylhomocysteinase like 1. The record is from RefSeq and is a predicted model, not a curated record. Lineage: Eukaryota; Metazoa; Chordata; Mammalia; Chiroptera; Pteropodidae. The coding region runs from base 15 to 1601 and encodes 528 amino acids. The transcript has 17 exons. Gene Ontology annotation, cellular component: cytosol. Gene Ontology annotation, biological process: L-methionine cycle.